AUGGCGGAAAAUCAGACAUCUGCCACAGAGUUCAUCCUACUGGGAUUUCCCCUCAGCCCAAGGAUUCAGAUGCUUCUCUUUGGGCUCUUCUCCCUGUUCUACGCCUUCACCCUGCUGGGGAACGGGGUCAUCCUGGGGCUCAUCUCACUGGACUCCAGGCUGCACACCCCCAUGUACUUCUUCCUCUCACACCUGGCCAUCGUUGACAUAGCCUAUGCCUGCAACACGGUGCCCCAGAUGCUGGUGAACCUCCUGAACCCAGCCAAGCCCACCUCCUUUGUGGGCUGCAUGACACAGAUCUUUCUCUUUUUGAGUUUUGCUCACACUGAAUGUCUUCUCCUGGUGGUGAUGUCCUAUGAUCGGUACAUGGCCAUCUGCCACCCCCUCCGAUAUGCUGCCAUCAUGACCUGGAGAAUCUGCAUCACUCUGGCAGUAACUUCCUGGAUUUUAGGAGUCCUCCUGGCCCUAAUACAUUUAGUGUUACUCCUACCUUUGCCGUUCUGUGGACCCCAGAAGGUUAAUCACUUUUUCUGUGAAAUUAUAGCUGUUCUCAAGCUUGCCUGUGCAGAUACCCACGGUAAUGAGAUCAUGGUUUUGGCUGGGGCAGUGUUUGUGCUGGUGGGACCAUUCAUCUCAACUGUGAUAUCUUACAUUCAUAUUCUAUGUGCCAUUCUAAAGAUCCGGUCAGGGGAGGGGCGCCAGAAAGCCUUCUCCACCUGCUCAUCCCACCUCUGUGUGGUCGGACUCUUUUAUGGCACAGCCAUUAUCAUGUAUGUUGGGCCCCAAUAUAGGGACCCCCAGGAACAGAAGAAAUACCUCCUCCUGUUUCACAGCCUUUUCAAUCCCAUGCUCAACCCUCUGAUCUAUAGUCUGAGGAACAAAGAAGUCAAAGCUGCUCUAAAGAGGAUGCUUGAAAAAGAGAGAACCUCAUGCAAGCCUUAUAGAAUAAUAAAAUAA
Diceros bicornis minor is the source of this 957-nucleotide messenger RNA. RefSeq names its product olfactory receptor 2A25. The record is from RefSeq and is a predicted model, not a curated record. The coding region runs from base 1 to 957 and encodes 318 amino acids. Lineage: Eukaryota; Metazoa; Chordata; Mammalia; Perissodactyla; Rhinocerotidae. The transcript has a single exon. Gene Ontology annotation, cellular component: membrane. Gene Ontology annotation, biological process: G protein-coupled receptor signaling pathway. Gene Ontology annotation, molecular function: G protein-coupled receptor activity; olfactory receptor activity.